AUGGAAAAAGAUCGGUAUCAAUUACCGACGAAAAUUCCAACUAGCCUUGGACCGGAAGGUCUUUCAACGGCAGUUACUCCGUUUGCCAAUGAAAAUCAGCGCUAUGACCUAAGUGAAGACUUACCGAAACUCCCAGCAAUCCAGAUACCACUCUUUACCGGUCUUAGUAAAGAAUGGAGCCAAUUCAUUGAAUUAUUCAAAUCAGUCAUUCACGUGAAUAGAACUCUAAAAAAUAUCCAAAAAUUACAAUACUUGCUGGGUUAUCUUCGAGGAGAAGCGAAAGAAGCCGUGGCACAUCUCCAGCUCACAAGUAGCAAUUACGAAGCUGCGCUUCUUAUUCUGGAAGAACGUUUCUCCAACCCUCGGCAGGUGGCUACCGAAUACCUAGAUUCAAUACUGGACAUUAAAAAGCUGGAUUAUAGAUCCACAAACGAUGUCAUAUCCAUGUACAAUACAAUCAGAAACUGCCUUGCCGGUCUACAAAAUUUGGGGUACGCGACUAGCCAUUGGGAUCCCAUCAUAAUUCGUAUUAUCAUGCGAAAAUUCGACACUGAAACACUCAGAUUUUUCGAAGAAAAUUUGGGCACCAACAAAGAUUUCACAUCCGUCGAAAAUCUAUGCUCUUUUCUACUGAAGAGAUAUCAACUAUUAUCCACAAUAAAACAAAAGCCCACAAUUUUCGAAAACAAAAAUAAUUUUACUCACCCGCAACAAAAGAAAAAAUCGUUUCUCGUAUCUGCUACCGCAAAACCCAAUUGCAUUCUCUGUAAGGGUAAACAUAGACUAUUUGCUUGCGAGAAAUUCAAGCAAUUCGAGGUCGAAAAACGAAUUGAUUUUGCAAACAGCAAAAAUUUAUGUCUAAACUGCUUGUCACAUGGAAACAGUUUACAAUGCAAAAGUAAAUUGCAUUGUUUCGAGUGCAAUGGCCCGCAUCAUACAUUGCUUCAUAAAAAUUCUCCAAUAAAUUCUAAUUUUGCAACUAAACAAAAAAAUUCGCAAAAAACAUAUACGGUCAUACUAGCCACUGCACUAAUCAAGGUGAACAAUAAGACCGGCGGUCAAGUUACCAUCCGAACGUUAAUUGACCCCGGUUCACAAAUUUAA
Hermetia illucens (black soldier fly) is the source of this 1104-nucleotide messenger RNA. RefSeq lists its product as uncharacterized. The transcript has a single exon. The record is from RefSeq and is a predicted model, not a curated record. The coding region runs from base 1 to 1104 and encodes 367 amino acids. NCBI's taxonomy places the organism in Eukaryota, Metazoa, Arthropoda, Insecta, Diptera, Stratiomyidae.